Molecule: messenger RNA, 2039 nt
Organism: Oppiella nova
Lineage: Eukaryota; Metazoa; Arthropoda; Arachnida; Sarcoptiformes; Oppiidae
Source: the annotation of a GenBank genome assembly
CAAAAGUCUAUUUGUUUGACAUUCAAAAUCCGAAUGAGUUCUCUGAAGGUGCCGUUCCUGUGGUCAGGGAGAUGGGCCCCUAUGUCUAUAAAGAGUAUAAAACUAGAGAAAUCAUCGAAUGGUCUGAGGAUAAGGAUAAAGUAAAAUACUACGAGACACUGAAGUUUGUAUUUGACCCUGAACUUAGUAAAGGCAGACUCGAUGAUAAAAUUACUCUGGUCAAUGUUCCGCUGCUAUUGAUAUUCUCGAUCAUAAACUCAGCGGUCGAGAGGUUCCCAUUGACACCAAUAGUGUCCCCUAUAGUGAACAAUGUGGUCAAUACACUACUGGUCACACAUAGGGAGCGGUUUAUCGAAACCCGUACUGUCGGCGAAGUACUGAACGGUCGCCGCAUAACACUAUUGGACACCAUUGAUAUAGUGGCCAAACCGUUGCGUAUGUUAGGCCUACCCAUCCCUGAAUACGGUAUCUCUGCUUAUAAACUGAAGGAUAAUAAGUACGGAUUUUUGGCCAUAAGAAACAAUAGUAAGUUUGGACCCUUUGAGACAAUGACUGGUGAGAGGGGUAGAGACAAGUUUGACAAAUACUCCACUUAUUUAGACAAAAGUCGCUUAGGUAUAUACCGACACGUGUCAUGCGAUGCCCUCAACGGCACCGACGGCUCAUUUUUCGGCACAUUUGUGGACAGCUCUCAACCCCUCUAUCUAUUCAAUCUGCAUGCAUGCCGUUCCUUUCGACUCGACUACGCCGGCGAUUCAUCGGCCAAUGGUGUGUCGGCCUAUCACUACGAAUUCCCGGACAACCUAUUCGACGGCCCGGAGUAUAAACCGGAGAACUGGUGCUUCUGUCCCAAGGAUGUGGAUCAGCGUAAAUGUCACGGCGUGUUCGACCUCUCCCAGUGUCUGGCAGGCGUUCCCUUUGCCAUGACUUUCCCGCAUUUCCUCAAUUCGCCGCGUUUUCUACCGGGUGUCCGGGGACUCAGUCCCGACCGGCAAAAGCAUCUGGGAUAUUUCGAUAUCGAGCCCACAUUAGGGGUAACACUUAGAGGUAGCGGACGUUUCCAGAUUAAUCUCAAACUCAGGCCAUUUACAUUUGUGCCCGGACUCAAUGGAUUCAAGUCAACACUUUUGCCAUAUUUAUGGAUCGAUGAGGGUGCGGAAUUGAGCGGAUUUUUGGGUUCAUUGAUAAAAGCCGGGUCCUAUUCCAUAAACGCGGCCGGGUAUGGCUUUAUACUGACGGUGCUGUUGGGAGUGGGCGUCUCUAUGAUCGGCUCAUACUUGAAGUUCAAAGGACGCGGAAAACCAAAAAGUCCAGUUAAUCCUUAUGAAAGGCAAACCAAACCAAACAAUCAUAACAACAAUAAUAGUUUACAACAGUUACGAGUGAAUGGACUGCCGAACCUACCACCGAAUAUACCGCCGAUUGGACAGGAGUUCCCCAAAAACAACAGCCCUUAUCCACAACAAUCCCAAACCCAAACCCAGACCCAAACACAAACCCAAACUCAAACCGAAACUCAAGCUGAACUUCAAGCUAAACUUCAAACCUAUUCCCAGCCUCAACGCAAAUCGCAAUCUCAAACCCAGACUCAAAACCAAAACCAAACCCAAACCCCACCCCAACCUCUACCACGAAAGCAAAUGAAUGAGUUUGAUGUGGAGGCGGGCAUGCGGUCAAUGGCCGGACAGGUGUUUGAGGAGAGAUUAAGAGAUAGAGGGGCUGAGGGGGCGGCCGAACAUAUAUACCCCGAUUUGGUGCAAAUUAAUCGCGAAAUCCAUACUUUUGUUAAGAAACUCGACAUCGACUCCAAUGACAUCGGAUUUAUGACCAACGAACCAAUCACUAGUAACAGGAUUUAUCAGCGAAAAGAGUCGGUCGAUAGUCAGCAAAGCAAUCGGUCAGUCAUAGGGGAACGACAUUCGGGACACUCCACCAAAAGUGACAUACAGUUACCCCCUGUAGAGGACGGGGAGACCCAUACGACAGUCAUUAUUCAGCGCAAACCAUACGGCAAUGAAGUCAUCAAAUAAGUCCUAAAC